This is a messenger RNA of Linum trigynum, 7776 nucleotides long. NCBI's taxonomy places the organism in Eukaryota, Viridiplantae, Streptophyta, Magnoliopsida, Malpighiales, Linaceae. The record is from the annotation of a GenBank genome assembly.
AUGAUGGAAGGAGGCGGUCUUGAGUUUGAAGAAGUUAAAAAAGAAACGUUGGUUGAACUGCCUGAAAUGGCGUUGGGAGCAAACCAUGAAGCUAAGCUCAGGGAACUGUUACAUAAGAUAAAUUCCAUUGAGAUUAAGUUGUGUUCUGAUGCUACGAAGGAGUUCAUUAAAUUACUGAAGAGUGAUAUCGGUGGGGAAUUCCUUCUCCAAUAUGUGCAUUUGUCUGCUAAUCUUUCUGAACUCAUGGGAGCUUGGAAUCUUCAACAGGGGAAGCCUGGAAUGUCAUAUAUAUUGUCUUUAAUUUCUGCAAUUCUCGGUCACCCAGAAGGGAAAUAUCAACCAGACAUGAAGGGGAGAGUGGCUAUCAGUGGUGUUCUUGAUAGGUUUGCUCGAACGCUUAUAGAAGAGAAGCUUGAUAUUAUUUGUAAGGAACUGAAUGGCAAAGAAGCGAAGCACCAAAAUGCUGCUCUGUUGCUGCUGGCUUCUAUUGUUAGGCGUGGGUCAGGUCUAGCUUCUGAUGUUGCUAAGAAUUUUGACUUCAAGCUCCUGUCAUUUGUGAAGCUUGCAGAAUACAAGAAGAAGCGACAUGACCAGAAAAGGAAGCAUUCUACUAGAAAGGCUUUUGUUGGAUUUGGAAUGUCAUUUUUGGAGGUUGGGAAACCAGGGUUGCUGAGGUGGGUCUUGCAGCAGAAGGAGAUGUAUUCUGGUAUCCUUCGUGGCCUUGGUAAUGAUGAUGAUGAGACUGUUAUCUAUGUUUUAUCCACGUUGCAGAAUAGGAUUCUCACAGAGGAGUCGCUUAUACCCCCAGCUCUUAGAAGUGUGCUUUUUGGAAGCGUUACUUUAGAACAGUUGGUGGGCAUUUCAGGAAGGGAGACUGGAGGGUCUCCUGCAGAUUUGGCACAUAAUGUGCUACUUUUGGUUUGUACGGAUCCCAGCAAUGGUUUAAUGCCAGAUUUGAAGCGACAUCCAAAUCCCUUAAGGGGUAAUCCGAAAAGACUCUUGGAUCUCAUGAAGAAACUAAAGGCAACAGAAAUUGAACAUCAUAGAAUCUUGCUUCUAGAAAUUGUUAAGCGGAGGCCCUUUUUAGGUGCUGCAUAUAUGGAGGAGAUCCCUUACAACCUUGAAGAUUUUGCAUCACCUGCCUGGUUUAAUACGAUUUCUCUGGCAGCAAAUCUGGUGUCCUCAGUUAGUUGCAAUCAUCCUUUUUGUUUCAUUGAUCAUUCAUCAGAAGUUCCACCCUCUUCCAAUAAUGUGGAUGUGCAGAGAAUCAUCCCUUUCAUAUCUCCUCGAUCAUUUGGUCGGUCAGUUGUGAACAAAGGUUUACUGCACUCUGAUUUUCUGGUGAAGAAUGGAACUUUAAGAUUUGUUUUGGAGGCACUGAAGUUGUUGGAUUCUUUCUUGAGGGAUUUUAGUCUCUCUGAUUUCGCAAAGCAAAGUACUGAAAAAUGGGCAUCUGUAAAGCAUGAUAUACAGAAUGAACUUCGUACUUUGCUACCUGAUCCCCAAGUUCUUCUGACUUUACUUUCUCCUUUAAGUAGCCAGGCCAGAAGUGACGAAUCAGGUUUGAAAAGGAAAAAUGCAGAAUUUUCUCCUGAGAAUAUUCUGAAAAGAAGAAAGAAAUUCAGGGCCAGUGCUAUCCAUGGGGAUGAUGUAAUUGUUGGUGGUAUAACUUUGACUUCUGACAUUGCUUUGUCCCAGAAUGAUGAGAUUGUUGAUGAACAGUCGCCUGAUGAGUUAGAUAGUGAAAAAGACUACAUGAAUACAUUGUUGGAAUUAUGGGGUUCUGAUAUGUGUCUCACUGCUCCGUCAGUAAAGGAUGCAGAGACAUUCUUUUAUGCUAAGCUGCUUGAUACCCUCAAAGUUUAUCUAUGGGUAAUGCCUAGUGGGCUGGAGACUUCAUUUGACUUCUUUAUGAAUAUUCUCAGUAAUUCUUUGGCUUUGCCAACAACUCUUCAGUGUUCCCUACUUGCCCUUCUAGUCGAGUAUGUUACAUGGGACACAAGUAGCGGAUUUCCAAUUUCAGCUCCAUCUUUGAUGUACAAGCAUCUCCAGCCAUUUAUUAGUUUGUUGAUCUUUUCACCAAUAUAUGAUGUAAAAGUUCAUGCUUACAAGCUAGCGCAAGCUGCUAUGUUCAGUACUGGAGCUUUUGACCGAAAUGUGAAUGAAAUUGUUUCGUGGUUCUUAUUUUUACCUGGGUUCACCAUGGAACGAUCUCCUGGCUUUGAAGGACUGGAAGUAGUCCAGAGCUUGUCACAAGCAGUUAUAUCAUUUGUGUGUGAUGCAACAUCUACAGUUGGGAAUAGUCUAUUCAGGCAUUGGGAUGUUCUUAGAAACCACAUUGACCAACUGAGAGAAUUUAAAGAUUUAUCACCAGAUUUCAGCCCGCUCAGUAUCUGUGUGCUGCAAAAGUCUAUGAGGUUACUCAGCUCCGAGUCUGUAAUAUUUUCAUUACCUGAAAAGUCAAUGAUAUCAAUAUACGUGUACAACAUUCUGAAGUACCUGCUCCAAACUCAGGUAGAUGCUGGCCUGCUAGCUUCUUUGAUAAGGUCUGUUUUGACAGAGAGGCUUCAGGAGUGUGGCCCGUUGCUUCGCGAUUCUAUAGAUUCCUUAUCGGAAUGGGUGCCUCUGAAGAAUCUAUUGCUCUUUGCAGGAGGUAUAUUGCAGAAAAGUAUUUGCUGCUAUGGAACCAUUAGUGAUACUGAUAUUCCCACUGAUAUUUCUUUUGAAAGAACAAUUGGUGAAGUGAAAAAAUGUGUCGAAAGUGGACUGCAGAUUGAAAGAACAGGAUUGACCAAAGCUUUUCUUGCUGCUGUUAUUUGCGCACCCCCUGCGGAGUUGCUUUUGCAUUUUCCAUCAAUUAUGGCAAUCUUGCAGGACCUUCAAGUUCCUCCCAUGUUCUUGGCCUCGAUAGUUUUUCUUGAGCCAUUUUUCAUGUCUGGCAUGUUGAAGUUAUGGCCUAAAAUCUUUUUUUAUGGUUUGGAUCUGGCCGUCUCUGCAGUCAGCUCUAAUAACACAACUGAGCAAUCAUUGGUUGAAGAAAUGGUUCCUAACAUUGACGCGGAUUCUGAGUAUGCAUCUGCCGCUUGUACAUUUGCCAAUCUUCUGAGGCAGGCACCCUUUCAUGUUCUUUUUGCUGCUACUAUAAACUUUGAUGCCCACCAUUUGUCAGAAUCUUCAAAAUUAGUACAGUUGCUUUGCUCUAAACUAUCAGCUAGAGUAAGUGACUCCAGAAUUUCCCAGCUCCGGCUUCUAUUGUUUUGGUUCAAUCAAAUAAGGUCUUCGUAUGCUGUUAAACCAUUAGCUGAGUAUGAGCAACGCUCUAAAGUUUGUCAUAUUCUUAUAGAGCAUUUGCUUAGUAAUUUAUUGGCUUCAGAGUCGCAUUCCGAAUGCUGCAUAGAUUCAGUGAUUCUUCCGGAAGUGGAAGCGGGAGAAGUUGCAAACACUGUCCUCUGUCAUCCUGUCGUAUUUGCAUUACUGCUCAGACCUUUGAGUUGCAACAAUGAGUGUAGCACAGGAGACUCCUCUAUUAGGACAUUUGAUGACAGUUUUGAUGCACUCCUUGGCUUUUGUGGGGACAAAAUUCAUAAAAUUGACAAGUACAUCCUGAAGUUGGUGAUGACAACGGUGGAUAAUUUAUUUGCUGUAUCUAAUGGCGGACAACUCAUUCUCAAUGAUGUUGAUAGUAAGAGACUUGAAAAGGCACUUAACAACCUGGUGCAAACACUCUAUCAUGAAUUGAGGGAAAAGCUUAAUCUCUGCAUUCAAACUGAGGACUGGGUAUAUCUUGUGCCAUCAUUUUAUGUCUGCCAUGCUUUAGCUAGAAUUCUGUCCCCUUUUGAACUUCUUGAGUUGGUGAGCUGGGUACUCGGUAAGCUGAAGAUGGGAAGCUCGGUUCGUCAUAUUGGCUACAGAAAAUCUACACUUCAUAUUGUAUUUUGUCUUGCAGCUGAUGCUUUUGAAACUCUGGCAACUUAUUUGCAGCAGGGUGUAACAGAGGGGGCACCAAUUCAUGGGACGUGGGAGCUUCAGGAAAAAUGUUUCGACUCUGGCCUUAUUGAGGAAAUCUAUGUUCAAGUGUGUAAAUAUGCAACUGAGUAUGAACUGGAUUCUGCAUAUAUAUUUUUGCUGAAAGCUAUUAGUGCGGUUCACAGGCAGAAACAUAUGCAACAUGAUAUUGUUCAUCCCUUGAGCUUGGUCCUGACAAGGAUUGUACAUGGUACACCUAUAGAAGUAAUUUAUCACUGUGUGUCUAGGACAAGCAGGGACAAAGCUAAAUUGUUGUCUCUUCUUGUUGAGAUUAGUCCCUUGUAUUCAUCAGUGUUUGGGCAUUUUCUUUUAGGGGUUCUGAACAAAGAAUCACGCCUCCAUGACAAGGUGGUACAUGACACCUGCUCAACUAUUGCAGAGGAAAGCUACUUGAGGUUGUUGCCUGCUUCUUUGUCCUAUUUAAAUUCAGUUUCCGUGAGAUUCCAAAAGCAGUACUGCAAGCAAGUUUCUAAUGUAUCAGCUUAUUACACGAGAUUGUUGCUAAAUGGUUUUAGUGGCUGGAAGAACUUUGUAUGCAGACCUGAGUUUCAGGAAAGUUUUGAUGAGGUAUUCCCGUGUUCUGUUGAAGAGCUCUUUAAUCUUGUAAACAACAGUGUUCUUGGAAAGUCGAUUUGUAUGUUACGUUAUCACUGCAUGUUAAAUGGUCAUAUGAAACAGCAGGAGAGGUUGAAGCUGUUUAAAACUGUUUGCAAGAGUUCUGAGACGCUCGAUAGGCUGCUAGACUGCGACAUUCAUGAAAUUGAACUUUACUCAGUUGGUGAGUCGCUGAAUCUUAUUAAUAGAGUUUUAGGCAAGAUAUCCUUUUCCUCACUGUUGCUAUUUCCCAAGGACGAUCAGGUUGUGUCUUUGGCCAAAGAGUCAAAUGGGAAUGCCAAAGAGGUUUCUCUGGAAAAGUUCUAUGAGAAGGAGAGUAAGGCAAGAAUAAAGUUUAUGGGUAUGCUGGUUGGUACUUGGUGUCGCAUGGUAAAAAAAUUCCCGCCUUCGGCAGAUGUUUCUGAGAAAGAAAGGCCAAAAAAUUGUCUGCUGUUAUACAGAUUCUUAGAGAUUUGCAUUUUGAGGACUAUCCUUCAAUUAACCAUGGAGAUGAAUGGUGUUCUUAUUCAGUUAGAAUCCAUUCCAUUCCUUGAUAAAUUGAGUGAAUCGGCUCUUCUCCAUAGGUUUCAGGAUCCAUUAACAUUGAAGGUGCUGAGAAGUAUUUUAGCUUCAUUAUCGACCGGGAGAUUUUCGUGCUCUUCGUAUCUACAGCGGUUGCUUUCUCACUCUCAGUUCGGUCCUAUAAUUCAGAGUUGCACUGAAUUGUUUACCUCUCAAGUUGGCACUUUCUUUAAACCUAUGUCCAGUAUCCUAAGAUCUGUUGGAGUCCCUCUCUCAAAUUUGAAAAAUGAGCUGCAACAAAGCACCAUGUACUCGAGGCGAUUAGAAAUUGUGAAGUUGCUCAGAGUUCUUAUUCUGUUGCACCUUCGUCAGUGUGGUUCUGGAGGGGAGAUUUGCAUAAAUCUGAAAGAUCUAUAUCUAUUGCUUUUGUCCUCUUAUGGUGCAACGGUUUGUGAGGUUGACUUGGAGAUCCACAGCCUAAUGCGCAAGAUUCGGACUGUUGAAGAAUCCGUCUGUGUAGAUGCUGCUAAAAGGCAUUACCUGUGGGGAAGAUCUGCUUUGGGAAUGAGAAAAGUGGUGGCUGUGGACAAGGAUCCAUCUCCUGUUGGCACAGCUGAUACUGAAGCAGUUGAGGAACACCAGAGGAAUUAUUACAGGGAAAACUUUCCGAUUGACCCCAGGAUAUGUGCGGCAACAGUAUUGCACUUUCCUUAUCAGAGAACUGAGACUGAUGAACCUUUAAAAUUGGACGACUCUCAAAGUUCCAGUUUUGAAAUGUAUAAGAGUGAAGGAUCUGGUGCUGAUGAUGUGCAGCGAUAUGAUCCUGUUUUCGUCUUAGAAUUCUCAGUUCAUACUUUGUCCAUUGGGUAUAUUGAUCCUAUUGAGUUUGCUGGUCUGGGCUUACUUGCAGUUGCUUUUGUCAGCAUAUCCUCUCCUGAUGUUGGGCUGAGGAAACUGGGAUAUGAGACUCUUGGAAGAUAUAAGACUGCACUUGAGAUAUGCAAAAGGAAAAAGGAGACGAUGGGUCUGCGCCUUUUGAUGUCGUACAUACAAAAUGCAAUAGAGGAACCUUGGCAGAGAAUUCCUUCCGUUAUUAGCCUCUUUGCUGCAGAAUCAUCUUUCAUAUUAUUGAAUUCAUUGAAUGAUCAUCAUAAAACCUUAAUCAGCUAUUUGGAGAAUUCCUCUAGGGUCGAUAUGAAGAAGGUACCAAUGGUUAGUAGUAACUCAAUCCAUUUCAGAGCAGAGAGGCAAUGGAUCCUUCGUCUCAUAUAUGCUGGACUGAAUUCAGAUGAGGAUGGUCAAAUGUUCAUGUAUAAUUCCAUUAUGAAGGAAUUAUUGAGUUUCUACAGUUCUCCUCAUUCAGAUAGUGAGUCAAAGAAACUGAUUCUGCUGAUUGUGAAGAAGGCUGUUAAAUUGCAUAAGAUCACACACCAUCUAGUCAAAGAUUGUGGACUGCUUUCUUGGUUGUCAUCUGUCCUUCCUAUCUCUAGCAGGUUUCAGACUGGCUAUGAAAAGAACGUGUUCUCUGAGCACUUACUGGCUAUGGUAGAGGUUACUGCCGAAAUUGUUUCCUCCAGAAGCGUUGUGGAAUGGUUGCAAAACUAUGCACUUGAGCAGCUGAUGGGACUAGCUUCUCAUCUUUACAAUAUUUUAGUUGGUGGAUUGGAAUCAUUGAAGGGAGAUGGCCUUUUGUUAAAUUCCGUUAUGGAGGUAUUGGUGUCAACGUUGAAGAUAUCACAAGAGAGGAAAACAUACCAGCCUCAUUUUACCUUGUCAUUUGAGGGCUUAGUUCAGGUUUAUCGGGCUUACAGUCAAUGUGCUAUUGCGACUUCUCGUGAAGCUGCUGAAUUAGGACUUCAAAUGAUACUUAUGAGCAUACCUUCUCCCGAUAUCUUGCUCAUGGAAGAAGCAACUUUUUCCAGGUUUCUUAUGUGGGCAAUAUCUGUUGCCAUGGCAUCCGACUCUAGGAGGCGAGAGCUUGUCUCUAAAGCAUCACAGGCCAGUACCCUUACCAGACCAGAGGAGGCACAAUCUGAAUCUGAAGAGUGUUUUCUACUAAAACUUCAACGUUGGCUUGUUGGUGCUGUGAUUCUUGGAAAACUCUCCUCGACAUUCCCUGAUGCGAGGGGUACAUUAUCUGCAAGAUCAACAUCAAAUUUGCAGUCUUUAUUGGAAUAUAUCAGGACAGGAGGGAGGAGCAGGUGCGAACUUGGUAACUCUCGAGAGAUGUUAGCUGCUUCAAUCCUCUACCUUCAACAGCUUCUAUGCAUGGACUGCUCAGCAACCCCAUCAACUAUAUCUGCACUAUGCCUUAUACUUUUCAGUGGUACCUCACAAAUCUCAGAUACUGUAUCGGCCGAUGAGUCACUCAUGGUAUCACUCUGCUCGAAAGUUCGUGUUCCACCUGAAGCCAAUCCCGCUUGGAGAUGGUCAUACACCCAAGCAUGGAAGGAUGUCUCAUCUGAAGAAAUCGAUUCGUUGAUAAGGGUGGAGGAAUAUCAUGCAUGUCAGAUGCUUAGCGUGAUAAUCGCGAAUGUUGUGGGGAAGAUCCCAUUAGAAUCACAGACUUUAUCGCAUCAAGACAUAGAAAAGUCGGGUGUAUUUGAAUGGGAAAGAAGUCUAAUAGAAGGCUGA